UGUAUAAGAGACUCACAUAGUUGUUCUCUCUUCCACACUGAGUCAUCACUCGUCUCCGAAGAAAGCUGAAAACAGUUUCUUUUAUAAUUUCCUCUUCUCAUUUUCUGAUAUCUCUGUCUUAUGCUCUGAAGUUUUCUGCUCUCUUGGCUGUCUCUCUAGGAGCCAAGAGAAGAAUGUGAAGGAGAUUCUAGUGGGCACAUCUCCCUGUCCAAAAUCAAGACAAAUCCAGAAAUUGGUAGAUUUUUGGUGAGAAGUUAUAUGUUCUGUUCUCAUCAUUAGAAGAUCAUGGAUGAUUUUAUAGAUCCUUUCCUUUCGUCAUCAUCAUGGUCAGAUCAUGUUAAUGCAUCUUCAAGAUCAUCAUGGGGUGGAUCUAUUGAAUCUCAGUCAAAUGGCUUACUUACUGAUUCAAUUGUAGCAUAUGGAGAUGAAAAAAGUUUACCUGUGUGCAUGAUUUCCUCACCUCAUAUCAUGAGCAAUGUUGCAGCUGGACAUUUGGAUCUCCAUGCUCAUGCACAUAUCAUGGGCAAUGAGACCCAUGAAAACAAUUUUUCGCUCAAGGAUGUAUAUGAAAGCAAAUCUACCUCUGGAUCAUAUGGACGGGAAUUAAAUACAUCGUGCUCUGUGACGCUUCCAAAUAGUGCAUUAACUGUGUCCAGUUCAAUUGAAAGCAAUGGCAGUGAACCAUCCAAAUUUGACUCUAUUUCUUCAGUUCCAUCAAUGUGGCCUCCAUCAUAUUCAGGCAUUUCUCCUUUUAUGGAACAAGGAAAACUAGAAAGUUUUGGCUUUCAAGGGGUUGAAAGUAAUGCUGAUGAAUUGGGUAAAACCUAUAUUGAGAAUGGCAAGCAUCCACAUCUCGACAAUUCUGCUGCUGCUGCAUCUCGACACAUAAAUGGUUGCAAUGGGAUAAACUCGACCAAUUUCUCUAAUCUCAAUCUUUUGCAACAAAUGAAGAUGACUAAUGGUGGCUUGCACCCUCAUCAAGAGGAGCAAAAUGGGGUGAAUAACCUUCACUUGCCGUCUUUCACUGCUGGGUCACUAUUAAAUUUGAGUAAAUCAUCUGGAGUACAAGCUUGCCAACAGUUGGCGCAAUCCACUGAAGGAAAUAUCCUGAAGAAUCAAACAAGCAACUCUUCUAUUCAACACCAAGCAACUCCAGCUAAUAAUGGUAAUUGCAAUGGGACUACAAAGCCACGUGUCCGUGCACGACGUGGUCAGGCCACUGAUCCUCAUAGCAUCGCUGAACGGCUUCGGAGAGAGAAAAUUGCUGAAAGGAUGAAGAAUUUGCAGGAACUUGUUCCAAAUUCCAAUAAGACUGACAAGGCAUCAAUGCUCGAUGAAAUCAUAGAUUAUGUCAAAUUCCUUCAGCUACAAGUCAAGGUCCUUAGCAUGAGCAGGCUGGGUGCAGCUGGAGCAGUAGUGCCUUUAAUUACAGAUAUACAAGCUGAGGGCUCUGGAACUCUUCAUCUAUCAUCCAUUGGCAAUGGAAGCACUGAUCUUUCUGAGGCCGAGGACAACUUAGCCUUCGAGCAAGAAGUUGUGAAGCUGAUGGAAUCCAAUGUCACGGCCGCAAUGCAAUUUCUUCAGAACAAAGGGCUCUGCCUCAUGCCCAUCGCCCUCGCUUCUGCAAUCUCCACCCAAAAGGGUUCAUCUUCUGCCUCCAUUCCUCCUGAGAGAAGGAAGUCUGAUGUUGGUGUUACCAAAAAGGAAGAGCCUUGAAGAAAAGUUCAGGCUUUAGAGGAUAACUAACCUCACUCUUUGUUUUUUACUAGUUUGAGUAAUAGUUAAUUUUGUGUAUAGGUUUUUGGGUAGUAAAUUUGUAUACCGUACAUGUACAUGCAAUGUUUUUGUGUGUAUGUAUACGGGAGUAAAUAAAUAAAUGUGUUGUAGGCUUUGAUGGAUUUGUGUUAUGAUCCAAUGUUUACUUUUGUGUGGUAAAGCAUGUUAUAUCGAACCGAGAGUGUUUUCUUUUGAAUGUUUUAAGGAAUAUGGAGGAUAUAAUUGAACUUUUGAUGUAUGACAUCUGGUUAAAGUA
Asparagus officinalis (garden asparagus) is the source of this 2032-nucleotide messenger RNA. RefSeq names its product transcription factor bHLH7-like. Gene Ontology annotation, molecular function: protein dimerization activity; RNA polymerase II cis-regulatory region sequence-specific DNA binding; DNA-binding transcription factor activity, RNA polymerase II-specific. Gene Ontology annotation, cellular component: nucleus. Lineage: Eukaryota; Viridiplantae; Streptophyta; Magnoliopsida; Asparagales; Asparagaceae. The transcript is spliced from 9 exons. The record is from RefSeq and is a predicted model, not a curated record. The coding region runs from base 286 to 1716 and encodes 476 amino acids. Gene Ontology annotation, biological process: regulation of transcription by RNA polymerase II.